Penicillium verhagenii is the source of this 1263-nucleotide messenger RNA. RefSeq names its product NADH:flavin oxidoreductase/NADH oxidase. The transcript has 2 exons. Gene Ontology annotation, molecular function: NADP binding; NADPH dehydrogenase activity; FMN binding. The record is from RefSeq and is a predicted model, not a curated record. NCBI's taxonomy places the organism in Eukaryota, Fungi, Ascomycota, Eurotiomycetes, Eurotiales, Aspergillaceae. Gene Ontology annotation, cellular component: intracellular anatomical structure. Bases 1 to 1263 code for a protein of 420 amino acids.
AUGGCGCAAUCAGCUCUUCCCGAUAUCGUGAACAAGCCCGCCGAUGGCAUCUCCUACUUCACCCCCGCCCAAGUCCCACCCGCGGGAUCCGCAGCGAUUCCCCAGUCUGAUGGGGCACAGCCACCAAAGCUCUUCCAGCCUUUCAAAGUGCGGGGCGUCACUUUUCACAAUCGCAUCGGACUUUCCCCUCUAUGCCAAUACAGUGCCGACGAUGGCCAUAUGACAGACUGGCACAUGGCCCACCUGGGUGGAAUCGCCCAACGUGGUCCCGGCUUCCUGAUGGUCGAAGCAACCGCAGUACAACCUGAGGGCCGCAUCACCCCGCAAGACCACGGUCUCUGGAAGGACUCGCAGAUCGAGCCCCUCCGCCGCGUGGUGGAGUUUGUGCACAGCCAGAAUCAGAUCAUCGGUCUCCAGGUCGCCCACGCAGGACGUAAGGCGAGUACCGUUGCUCCCUGGUUAAGUGCGGCAGAUACAGCCUCAGAGGCAGUGGGUGGGUGGCCGAACAAUGUAAUCGGCCCAAGUGAUGCUCCCUUCCGCGACGAGUUCCCCACGCCCCAGGCAAUGACCAAGGCCGGCAUUGAGCAAUUCAAGAAGGACUGGGUGUCUGCUGUCAAGCGAGCGGUGAAAGCUGGAGUAGACUUUGUCGAGAUCCACAAUGCCCACGGCUAUCUACUUAUGAGCUUUGUUUCACCGGCCGUGAAUCACCGUACCGAUGAGUAUGGUGGUAGCUUUGAGAACCGUAUUAGGUUGACAUUGGAAAUCGCGCAGUUGACUCGAGAUAAUGUUCCCGAGGAUAUGCCUGUCUUCCUGCGUAUCUCGGCCACGGAUUGGUUGGAAGAAUCUUUGCCUAACGAGCCGAGUUGGCGUGUGGAAGAUACCGUUCGUCUGGCUGUGGCUUUGGCAGAAAGUGGCAAUGUUGAUGUGUUGGAUAUCAGCAGUGGGGGCAACCACAGCAAGCAGCAUAUUCAUGCCAAGGCAGCUUUCCAGGCGCCUUUUGCCAUCAAGGUGAAGGAAGCUGUUGGUAAUAAGCUUAUGGUUGGCUCGGUCGGUAUGAUAGACUCGGGUCACCUGGCAAACAGUCUUUUGGAGAGCGAUGGGCUGGACUUCGUCCUCAUUGGUCGAGGAUUUCAAAAGAACCCGAGCCUGGUUUGGACAUGGGCUGAAGAGCUGGAUGUUGAGAUCUCCAUGGCUCACCAGAUCCGCUGGGGCUUCGCCAGUCGUGGUGGUGGCGCUUAUUUGAACAAGCGCAGUCGUUCAUAA